Limulus polyphemus (Atlantic horseshoe crab) is the source of this 2808-nucleotide messenger RNA. RefSeq names its product coiled-coil domain-containing protein 103-like. The transcript has 4 exons. Gene Ontology annotation, biological process: determination of left/right symmetry; inner dynein arm assembly; epithelial cilium movement involved in extracellular fluid movement. Gene Ontology annotation, cellular component: outer dynein arm. The record is from RefSeq and is a predicted model, not a curated record. The coding region runs from base 478 to 1197 and encodes 239 amino acids. Lineage: Eukaryota; Metazoa; Arthropoda; Merostomata; Xiphosura; Limulidae.
UGUUUAGGUUCAGGAAAAAGCUUUAUCGUUUAUGAUUGAUUUACUGAGAAAUUGAAUUGUUAAUGGUAAACUAGGUAAUGAUAUUUUCUCUUUCUUUUUUUUUUAGAAAAAAGGACUCAACUACUUACAAUAUAGGUCUUCUUAAGAAAGGAUAAUUACUUGUGGGAAAGGUUUCUACUAGUAGAACGAUUACUGGGAGGGGAUAGUUAUCCUAACUCUAACUCGAUAUGUUAAUAAAAGAAUCGUGGUUCAAAGGAUAAAAUAUUCAUUUCGUUGUGCUAUAUUCUGAACACAACAGGAUGAGAGAACACAACUUUAACUUUUUAAGAUUUGGAAAAAGAAAAGGGUAGGCUUCAGUUAAAAUAGUUCUAUGGUGAUUGGCUUAUGCAAUUCGUAGAGGGUGAUACUUCAGAAGAGUUUAAAAGGAGAAUCAGUUGUUUCCGGAAAAAAGGAUGAAAACACAGGGUUUUUGAAACCAUGGCAGCUGUAGAUGAUGAUUCAAUUGACUUCAACCAGUUAGAAGCAGAAUUGCAUGCAGCAGUAGAAGCUGAUGCUAGAUAUUGGCGAGAAAAUGACGCCAAAUUUAGAGCAGUCAAUCAGAGAGUUGCAUCAUAUGAUGAAUUCAGAGACAUGGUUAAGGCAGCUCACUUGAAACCCUUGCAAAGGGAUGACAAAAUUAAUGGUAUACCCAAGAAAGUUUGGAAUAGUUUUGCUACUAAUAGAGUGAAAAGUGCCCAACAACAUCAGUGUCCAUGUGCUCAGCUUUCAAAGCAGCCUUGUGAACUUAAGACACCUUUUACCAGCCAAGAAUUUGAAAAGAUUUGGCACCGUCACCUCACAAGCACUCAAGACCAUUACAGCUUCUUAAAGAAGUUAGGAGGUGAGACAUUAGGUCAAAUAUUUCACUCUGAAAUAGGCUUUGGUCUUCUUGGUGAAAUUUUGGUGUCUUUGAUUGAGUUUGAAGACACUGUUGAAGACUUCUGUUUGGUGGUAGAAGUGUUAAGUGGACUCAGUAAAGCAAAAAGAUUUGGACUGACUUUGCAGUUCUUAACCAGUGAAGAAAAAGCAGAGUGUAAACGACUAUUCCAACUAAUGUGGCAGAGUAUGUCAGACAAACAGCAAGACUUGGCAGAAAAUGGAAUCACAGAACUCACUCUCCAAGAUUUAAUGAAAGUCUAUGAGGUAAAAUCAAAGUAAACUGAACAGAGGAAGUUAAUAAUACCAUAUUUUUCUCCUCCUCAUUAAUUAAAGUAUUUUAUCUUACUCCAGAAUGGGAUACCAGUGGUUUUUGCUAAAAAAAAUUGUUUUUUGCUCACAAUUUUUCAGAAAUGUGUGCUUUCUAUUUGUUUGGCUUCAUAGCAGAAUAAUAUACUGUCAUUCUUUUAAAACAUUUUUAAGAUAGUUACUUGUUUACUUUCAUCCAUGUUCUGAGCAAAAGGCCCCCACAACAUUCUACACUCCAGCUGAGGCUCUCCUCACACCAUGAAUUUAUUUGCUGUGGCCCCACUAAAGUCUAUGGACCCCAGUUUGGGAACUCCCGCCUUAUAGGACAGGAAACUUGUAAAUACCAAGUUUUAAUAUACUGUUUCUUAUUUUUUGUGUCAUUACUAUGUAUACGCGUGUAGUAAUUGAUUGACUACAAUAGUAACAGAAAAAAGUAAGAUGUGGAAAUUUCUGUUUUUUCGUGUAUAAUUAUUUUACUUCUCUUGUAGAUAUUUUUCUCCAAAUUGCAUAUUAGAACUACCUUUAGAAGUGCAGUUACAAGAAAUUAGAAUUGUUAUAGAUUAUAACAAUUUUCUUUGCAUGCAGUAUGAGCAGUAAUGCUCAUGUUUUAUCAUUUGCUUGAACUUGUACUUAUAUUCACAUACAUUUCCCAUUUAUCAUUCUUACUUUAAAUUCUAUACACUAAACUUUAAAUUGUGGAUUUUUCACAAUGAUCAGUUUUCAAAUGUUUUUGUUAAUUUAAAAUACAUCAUCCUACUAAAAAUAAUAGGUUUGUCAUGAGUCUAACUAUCAGAUAGUACAGAUGUUGACCAGAAUUUGAUACAGUAUCCAUGCGAGUAUGUAAAGAUAAGCAAUCAUAUAUAGUUUCAAACAUUAGGCUUCAACUUAACUAAUAAGUUUGAAGAUUACCAUAAUGUUGAUUUUGUUGUAUCAUAAAAUUAGAUUGUGAUUAUAUGAUAUAGAAAAGUUUAUAUACACGUGUUAGUUUUGCAACAGUAUGCUGGUAUGAUUAUACUGUAAAUGGUUUCAUAGAGCUAGUGUUUCUAUUUAUAUUAGUGGUAGUCAUUUUUUACAUUAAGUAUGUUUUUACAGCAAGUUAAAUAUUGUAGCAAUAGUAAUGGAUCAGACAUUGUACUGGCUUCUUACUGAUUCCAUUACUAACUGAAUAACACAUUUCAGAAAUACAAAGACAUUGUACUGGCUUCUUACUGAAUAAGACAUUUCAGAAAUACAAAAACAUUGUACUGGCUUCUUACUGAUUCCAUUACAUUUCAGAAAUACAAAGGCAUUGUACUGGCUUCUUACUGAUUCCAUUACAAGCUGAAUAAGACAUUUCAAAAAUACAAAGACAUUGUUCUGGCUUCUUACUGAUUCCAUUACAAACUAAAUAAGACAUUUCAGAAAUACAAAGACAUUGUACUGGCUUCUUACUGAUUCCAUUACAAGCUGAAUAAGACAUUUCAAAAAUACAAAGACAUUGUUCUGGCUUCUUACUGAUUCCAUUACAAACUAAAUAAGACAUUUCAGAAAUACAAAGACAUUGUUCUGGCUUCUUACUGAUUCCAUUACUAACUGAAUAAGACA